Colletes gigas is the source of this 876-nucleotide messenger RNA. Its product is annotated as congested-like trachea protein. Gene Ontology annotation, cellular component: mitochondrial envelope. The coding region runs from base 1 to 876 and encodes 291 amino acids. Gene Ontology annotation, molecular function: O-acyl-L-carnitine transmembrane transporter activity. Gene Ontology annotation, biological process: carnitine transmembrane transport; mitochondrial transport. The record is from RefSeq and is a predicted model, not a curated record. Lineage: Eukaryota; Metazoa; Arthropoda; Insecta; Hymenoptera; Colletidae. The transcript is spliced from 5 exons.
AUGUCGGAGGAAAGACCGUCGAAGGACGUGAUAGCCGGGGCUGUUGGUGGUUUAUUUAACGUGGUAACUGGUCAUCCAUUAGAUACAAUUAAGGUUCGAUUGCAAGCAAUGCCACAUGUUUACAAAGGUACAUGGAAUACGACUAAGAAACUUGUUCUGCAGGAGGGACCCUUUAGUUUGUACAAGGGUAUAACAGCGCCUCUUGUAACGGUCGUGCCAAUAUUUGCCAUUGGUUUCCUUAGUUUUGGAUUAGGUAAGGAACUUGUUUCCGAACCGGAUCAAGAAACUUUAACCGGCAAGCAAUUGUUUCUAGCGGGAAUGUUCAGCGGUGGGUGCACCUCGCUUAUUUCAGCUCCUGCGGAACGUAUCAAGUGUUUGUUGCAGGUACAGCCGGAAUUGCUCAAGGCGAAGGGACCUAAAAAAUACAACGGUCUUAUGGAUUGCGCUAUCAAACUAUGGAAAGAGGGCGGGAUUCGAAAUCUGUACCUCGGCACCUGUGCCACCUUGCUUCGCGAUCUACCUUCCACAGGAUUCUUCUUUUUCUCGUACGAUCUAAUCUUGCGAAAUCUCACCAAACAAUCUGAGAAAGUAACACCAUGGCAGUCACUGAUAGCAGGGGGCUGUGCAGGAACACUGAACUGGAUGGUAGCGUUACCCAUUGAUACUGUGAAGUCGAAAUUGCAGACGUCAGCUUUGGGAAGGUAUCCACACGGAUUCAGAUCAGCGUUUUUCGAAGUGGUGGAAAAAGACGGCCUGCUUGCACUUUACCACGGGAUCGUACCUGUUCUGCUUCGCGCAUUCCCGGCGAAUGCGGCAUUCUUUAUGGGCAUCGAGAUGACCAAGAACAUCUUAAACGAAUACGCGCCGUGGAUUUGA